Messenger RNA from Ceratina calcarata, 1891 nucleotides. Its product is annotated as putative cytochrome P450 6a14. Gene Ontology annotation, molecular function: heme binding; monooxygenase activity; iron ion binding. Lineage: Eukaryota; Metazoa; Arthropoda; Insecta; Hymenoptera; Apidae. The transcript has 6 exons. The coding region runs from base 263 to 1768 and encodes 501 amino acids. The record is from RefSeq and is a predicted model, not a curated record.
CAUGCCUCGCGUCAGACUUGUUAACGCUUGUAUUAAUUUUGUAUUCUAAUAAACUGUGUGUUCGUUUCUGUAAUCGUUUGUCGUUGAUCCGUGACCUUCAACAGUCUGUAUAUAAGAAUAUCUGAUGGCAGCUUUCGAGUCCAAUGUGUAAAUGAUUAUCGCGUGCACGAAGAAGAGACAAGGUAUGGUAUAAUAGUGUAGCAUAAUAUGAUAAAGUGAAUUUCAUAUUUGACUGACUGAACUGAAACGGAACACUUAAAAAAUGAGCGUGGCUCUGCUUAUCGCGUGUGUCGGUGUAGCCUUCGUCUGGUUUUACCUUUACUUGACGGCCUACCACAAUUUUUGGAAGAAAAGAGGAAUACCGGGGCUGAAACCGGAACUCGCUUUCGGCAAUGUUCGAAUGAUGAUGACAGGAAAGGAGUCUUUGCCUGCUUUGAUAACGAGACUGUAUUACGAAUUCGGAAAUGAACCUCUGAUAGGGUUUUUCGUAAGGCGACGACCUGUAUUGCUCAUUAAGGAUGUCGAUCUAAUUAAAGAAGUUCUAAUUAAGGAUUUCUCGAAAUUCGCUGACAGAGGAAUUUUCGCAACCGAUCCGGCUAAUCCAAUAUCGGACCACCUGUUCGCCCUCGAGGAAAGACGAUGGCGGCCUCUGAGGACGCAUCUGUCUCCAGUAUUCACAUCCGGGAAGCUGAAAGGAACGUUUGCCCUGAUCCUGGAGUGCACCAAGCACUUGGAAGAGUCCCUCGACAAACUGGUAGCCAAAGGCGAACCGAUAGAAGUCAAAGACCUCGCCUCUAGGUUCACGAUCGACGUGAUCGGCAGUUGCGGCUUUGGUAUCGAGAUGAACUCGUUAUCAGAAACUAAUAACGAGUUCCUUCGAGUUGGAAAAAUGAUGUUCGCGACGAAUUUCUACAGAGUACUGAGGAUCAGGAUACAACAGAUCCUACCAGUGUUCCAUAGGCUAUUGUCUUACGUCCUGCCUCCAGAUAAGGAGAUUAACGGUUUGAUAAUGAAGAUCAUUAGGGAGACGUUGGAAUACAGAGAAAAGAAUAACAUAGUGAGACCUGAUUUUAUGAAUACUCUUUUGGAGCUGAAGAGGCAUCCGGAGAAGGUCGGUGAUAUCGAAUUGACAGAGGGUCUGUUAGCCGCACAAGCGUUUGUGUUUUUCGCCGCGGGCUUCGAGACGUCCUCGACGACGAUCGCCAACACGCUGUACGAAUUGGCGAUCAACCAGGAAAUUCAGAACAAAUUAAGGGACGAAAUAAGGGAGUUCGAAGAGAAAAAUCAAGGGGAAUGGAAGUACGAGACAAUUAAGCAAAUGAAGUAUCUGCACAAAGUGUUCAGUGAAACGUUGAGAAAAUACCCAUCUCUGCCAUUUUUGAGUCGCGUGACAACGGAGGAUUACAAAUUCAACGGAAUUGACCUGUCGCUGCCUAAGGACUCGAUGGUCUGGAUACCUAUCUUCGCGAUCCACAAGGACCCGAACAUUUAUCCUGAUCCGGAAAAAUACGAUCCGGAACGAUUUUCCGAGGAAAUGUGCGAGCAGAGGAAUCAGUUUCAUUAUUUACCCUUUGGACACGGACCCAGAAAUUGCAUUGGUGCACGUUUUGCUAAUUACCAAACGAAAAUCGGCUUGAUUAAAAUUUUGCGCAAACACAAAGUGGACGUUUGCGAUCAAACACCAUUUCCUUAUGAAUACGAUCGAUUCGCAUUUGUACUGUCACCAGGAAAAAGUCUAUAUUUAAAAGUUACCAAAAUCGAUAAAUAAUAGAAUGCAUAGAAAAUUAAUAUGAAAUAUGAUUAUAAUUAAAUAUUAUUCUAAUGUGAAGUACUUAAUGUGUGAAGACUAAUUGAAGGUAUAACAUUUAUUCUUGGCAUAUAAAUAGAUACU